Vigna radiata var. radiata (mung bean) is the source of this 2468-nucleotide messenger RNA. RefSeq lists its product as uncharacterized. NCBI's taxonomy places the organism in Eukaryota, Viridiplantae, Streptophyta, Magnoliopsida, Fabales, Fabaceae. The record is from RefSeq and is a predicted model, not a curated record. Gene Ontology annotation, molecular function: zinc ion binding. The coding region runs from base 763 to 2127 and encodes 454 amino acids. The transcript has 6 exons.
UGGAGGAGGUUUCAAGUGGCUGGGUUCAUUUUCUCAUUUGAAAGAAUAUGAGGCAACCUUAGAGAGAGAACCUGAAUCUUAGAGAGAGCGUUGCUUUCUUCCAUCCACCCAUUUUCGUGUCUCUUCCCAGAAGCUUCGUCGUCCAUUGUCCGCUAGAGUGCCGCCUGAGGAAGUAUUGUCUGUUUCGGUGACCAGCGCCAUUCGAAGCUUUGAUUGCAACGACCAUUGAAAAAACUGCAUUUUCGUCAUUCCGUAGUCGUUUGAGCGUUCGUGGUUCUUCCUCCCACCCAACCAUUUUCGUGCGUCUUCCCUAGAGCGUCGUGGUACAUUCUCCAUCGGAAUGCCGCCAUGGACGUCUACCCACCCACCCAUUUUCCUUCCUCCCACCCACCGAUAAGCGUUCGUGUUCAUUCAAGUGUGGUCGGACUGUCGUAGUUGAAGGCAAUGUUGUAGGUGCCACCUUUAGGCGUUUUGGAACCAACGUACUUGAAUACCGCCAUUGGAGGUGCUUUCUGAUAGUUGCCUUUGUUGUUUUCGUUUGACAGUGAUGGAUUGCACAAAAGAAGAAGAUCAUAACAAUUUUUGAUUGUGGGCGUGGUGCAACACAAAAGCCAUAGUCGACAUUAAUAGUAUACUAAGACAAAUUGAUCGGACACGUAUCGGGGAGACUCCAUUCAAAUGGUGUCUUUAUAUGAACAAGCUGAUUUAGUUAUGCACUCCUUUGUUGAAGGAAAUGGUGACCUAUUGGGUUGGGUGCAAUGAAUGCUUUGUUUUGAAGCAAAAAAUGGUACCUUUUACAGUUGUCGAUGUUUGCAUGGGUCUAGGGUUGAGUGUAGGUGGUUUAGAGAAAAUCCCAAUGUGAAGGGAGUGCAAAUUCGUGAAAAGAUAAAUAGGAAGUGGAAUGUUGGGGUAUCGAGAUGCAUGGCUUAUAGAGCAAAGGCCAUUGCUUCAGAGCAAGUUGACGGGUCUUUCAAAGACCAAUUUAAAAGGAUUUACGAUUAUGCUAAUGAGUUGUUAACUCGUAAUCCAGGAUCAACAGUAAAGGUAAAGGUUGAAGAUGGUGGCAGUGGACCAAUAUUUAAAAGAUUUUAUUGUUGUCUAAAGGCCUGCAAGGAUAGUUUUGUGUCCUGCAGGCUAAUUAUUGGACUUGAUGGUGCGUUUUUGAAAGGAAGAUAUGGUGGUAAAUUAUUAACUGCUGUUGGUAGAGAUGCAAAUUAUCAAAUGUUAACUCUAGCUUAUGCCGUGGUGGAGGUAGAAAACAAGGAUACGUGGAAAUGGUUUCUUGAACUUGUUGUUGAAGAUCUUGGUGGGGAGGAAGUGAGUUCAUCAUUUACAUUGAUGUUGGAUCAGCAAAAGGGACUACUGCAAGCUAUACAAGAAGUGGUGCCUCGAGUUGAUCAANGUUUCUGUGUUAGGCACCUAUACGCUAAUUUUAGAAAGAANUUCCCUGGAAAACAACUUAAGCNUUUGAUGUGGAAGGCAGCAUCAACAACUCAACCACAAGCAUGGGAAUCAGAAAUGAGAAAUAUUAAACAAAUAAAUGAUGAAGCCUAUAAAUACUUGAUGAAAAUUCCUCCCAGACAUUGGUCACGUUCAAGAUUUAGCACCAUACCUCGAUGUGAUACGUUGGUCAACAACAUGUCUGAGGCUUUCAAUAGUGUUUUACUGCAUACAAGGACAAAACCAAUCAUAAGCAUGUUGGAGGACAUUCGCAUAUACUUGAUGCAGAGAUGGGCAACUAACAGGAGUAAAAUACAAUCAUUUUCUGGGGACAUUUGUCCUAAAAUCAAAACUAGGCUAAACAAGGAGUCUCAGUUAACUAAACACUGGAUUCCAUGCUGGUCAGGACAAAAGCUUUUUGAAGUGCGCCAUGUCUCCCAAGCUGGUGACAAGUUUGUUGUCAAUUUAGAUGAACAUUCGUGUACAUGCAGGAAGUGGGCUAUCAGUGGUGUACCAUGUUGCCACUCUUUGAGUGCUAUUAAAUUCCUAAAUCUACAACCAGAGGAAUUCAUACCAUGCUGCUUUAGGAAGACAACAUAUGAAGAAACUUACAAUCCAAUUGUGUAUCCAAUUAAUGGUCAGAACAUGUGGGAGAUUACCCCAUAUGUUGAUGUGUUGCCUCCAUAAAAAAGAAUAAUGCCUGGGAGACCAAAGAAGAAGAGAAGGUUGGAGCAAUGGGAGUUGGUGAAGGACGAUAACAGAAUGACAAAGGGUGGUAUAAAGAAAAGAUGUGGAAUAUGCAAGCAACUGGGCCACAACAGAACUUCUUGCACCCAGUCAACUGAACCAAUGAUGCCGUCAACAAAUGAAGAUGAAGCUGCCUUAUAAGUCAUGUCUAAUGUUUUUUUUAAGUAGAGUCUUAUUAGUGGAAACUCUUAUGAAGUAGAGUCUUAUUAAGUGCAAAUUGUAUUUUGUUAGUGGAAACUCUUAUGAAGUGCUUAACUUCCUUUUGGACAGAUGUAUUUUGU